AUGUCCAAGGAAUUGCAUUCAACCUCACCAGGGUUACCACCCCACGACGAUCAGUCGACGGCGACUGUUCGCUCCACGACAUCUCAGUCGAGCACCAACUCUGCCUUUACCAGCAGUGGCAGAGCAGGCAAUAAGACGGUUCGGCCCUCCUCGACAGACAAUGAUCGAUCCAUCGGUCACGGCCUCACAACGAUCCUUGUCAAGGGUAACCUGGUUCAUUCGGACCUUGCAAGUGGCGACACUGAUGAUGGUGGCGACAACAAGUCCGUCUCCUCCCAGCGUGUUCGCAAGCGGGACAAACUGUUCGGAUUCUUUCGACCAUCGACCUCAACACCCAGGGACAAUCAGUCGCAGAGUCCCAAGACAUAUCUUGACCGAUUCUCCACCGCUAGCACUGAAGCGAAUCUUCAUCGCCUCUCAAUUAUCAGUACUCAGUACAGUGGUGACGUCGAGUAUGAGGCUCAAGUUUCUAGCAGUGUUGACAUCGAACAUACAGUCUCCAUCACCGAGGUCGAAAGUCCUGCUUCCUGUGCCCAGUCGUCAGCUCUGCCGGCCAUACCUCGCAUGGGUGUUUUCUCGCAAAAUAUCAAACCACCUGCCAUCCUCAUCACCCUGCCCAAGUUCGGUUCCCGCAUUGAUACCACUCCCCAACUUACUUUGUGCAUUGGCUUGCUCCCCAACAGUUUUAACACCAUUGACCAGCGAGAGGAUCCCUUGCAGGUCCUGUGGUCUAGCACUUCUGCCCAUCUUGCCUGGCUUGGUGCUAUGAAGGAAGACCCCGUUGAGCAGGAACGUCUGCGAUGCCUUGGAGCUCGCAUGGUGGAUGAGUUUGCAAAGGAUGCCUCAAAAGACCUGACCGAGAUUGCGGAGAUGGUCCUUAUUGGUCCAGUGCUCGACAACGAGCAUUUUCGCAGGUUGCUCUCUUGCACCAUCACGGCAUUCGACCAAGCUGUGCUUCUGAAUGUUGAUUUGCUGCAAGGUCUGGUACAGUUGGUCCAAUCUGCUCCCUCCGAGACUCUACUCCCUGACGACCUGGUAAAGAUCCUCCAUGUACUCAGAGUUCGUCUGCAGGACACCCACCAGCAGUCGUCUGUUCAUCCUUUCCAUCUCACUUUGGCUGUCUCGAGGCUGCUUGAUGUCAUGGCGGAUCACAAGGUCAAGGACUUGGAUCGAGUUGAAGAGCACGAACCUCUGUCUGGGGUGUUGUCGGGUUUGAAGGCUAGCUCGGAUCCUUACUUGAUGUAUCAGGCAUGCUAUGCGUUCCAAGCGCUGCAGUAUGUCCCCAACAAUGAAUCACCGCUGCAGGCCGUUCUCCGACAUUCUACUGGGGUUGUGGAAGGACUCGUCAAGGUCUCGGCGGUAUUUAAGCUGGAUCUGGGAGCAGUUCUCGAGGGACUCAGUAAGCUGCAGGAGACUCUCGGAGGUGUCGUUGAGGUUGCUGGUAGUGUCUAUGAUGGUGCCUGUUCGCUUAUGGAGAGUGGCCGAGGCGUGCUUGAGAGCAUGAAGGAGGGGCUCGAGUCUGGUCAGAAACGUCCGUGGUACACUGCCGUCCGUGCCGCCUACGCCUUUGCUCAAGCUGGCCAACUCAAGGAUCUCAACGUGCUCAUCUAUGAGGCACCCUGUCGUCGUGAUCCUUUGUUCCAAUGGGGUAUCUGCCAAUUGCUGGGCGAGAUCGCCUCUGACACCAUCUGGGACACCAGCGUCCGCCUGCACGCCAUCGAUCUUCUUAGAGAGCUGUACAUGACCGAUCCUUUGUGGGGUCAUGAUGAAAGCGUCAGGACUUGGACGCUAAACAUCAUCUGCCAACUCGGAACCACUACUGACCAGGUCGUCAGUGCCAGUGCUCACACCUUGCUCAAGGACCUCAACCAGGAACAAGACACCACCACCCAUCUUCCUUACCCACUCAGGAACCGCCUUCCUCUGCCUGCAACAUCCCCUACGCUCGCUCGCGUUCAAAAUAUCCCUCCUCUUGAGUACGAUCUCCACAAGCACAAAGUCCUGAGGUUGGAACAGAGUAGCCUGUCACUUUACAUUCAGCCGUUUGCCAAAGCCAGUCUGAGGGCCAAGGACGAAGAUACCUUUCCUCUCCUGGAGAAAGUACUGGAGUUCCUGGCAAGCGAGCAUCAAGUGAUGUUGAUCCUAGGUGACUCUGGGUCUGGGAAAUCGACAUUCAAUCGCCACCUUGAGCAUCAACUCUGGACCGACUAUAAGCAAGGCGGACCCAUCCCAUUGUUCAUCAAUCUUCCCGCCAUCGACCGCCCAGACCAGGACAUGAUCGCCAAGCAGCUGAGGGCCAACAACUUUAGCGACGACCAGAUCCAGGAGAUGAAGCAGCACCGCCAACUCAUCCUCAUCUGCGAUGGCUACGACGAGAAUCAGCAAUUGGUCAAUCUGCACCAAACUAACAUGCUGAACCAGCCAGGACAAUGGAACACCAAGAUGGUCAUCAGCUGCCGCACCCAGUUCCUCGGACCCUCGUACGACGAUCGCUUCAAACCGCUACCAUCAGAUCGCUACGCGUCUAGUUCCCAGAAUCUAUUCCAGGAGGUCGUCAUUGCUCCCUUCUCCAAGGAGCAGAUCGAGAGUUAUGUCGGGCUGUAUGUGCAGGAUCCACAGACGGCGCUGUUAUUCCAGAAUCAAGUUGUGUGGCCGGCGAAGGAGUACAUUGAUAAGCUGACAACGAUCCCUAAUGUCAAAGACCUCGUCAAGAACCCGUUCCUCCUCACGCUUGCUCUCAAGGCUCUGCCUCGCUUGGUCGCCUCGAAUAGCGAUCUGUCAAGCAUGCGUGUCACCCGAGUCGGACUCUAUGAUAUGUUUGUAAAGCAGUGGCUUGAGACGAAUCAAGUCCGUUUGCGUAUGAGCGCACUGAGCAAGGAAGAACUGACGGCAUUGAAUUCGCUGAUGGAGGAGGAUUUUAUUGGAUGCGGAAUCGACUACCUGCUGCGUCUCUCUGCGGCGAUCUUUCAGGAGCAGGGUGGAACCCCGAUCGUCCAAUAUAUCCAUCGACAUGACAAGGACUCCUGGAAGGCGGUGUUCUUUGGUACUGAUCCCGAGACUAAGCUACUCCGUGAGGCCAGUCCAUUGAUGCGCACUGGGAAUCAGUAUCGCUUUGUCCACCGGUCCAUGCUUGAGUAUUUCCUCUCACGCGUCAUUUACAACCCGGCCAAGGUUGACGAGCAGGACUUUGACUCCUCAAUUGAGACUACAUCCCCAGCCUCCCUUUCGUCCGACAUCAAUGGCCCUCUGUACCUGAGAAACCUGCUCAAGGAGCCGUCGAUUAUCCAGUUCCUGUGCGACCGCGUGAGGCUCGACCCGCAUUUUGAGCAACAACUCCGCGCGGUUAUCAACCAGUCCAAGACUGAUUCCAGUGCCACCAUCGCUGCCACCAAUGCCAUCACGAUCCUGAUCAGAGCUGGCGCUCUGUUCAACGGAGCUGAUCUCCGUGGCAUCAAGGUCCCUGGCGCCGACCUUUCCGACGGGCAAUUCGACUCUGCACAGUUCCAAGGCGCUGACCUGACAAGAGCCAAUCUCUCGAGAAGUUGGUUGCGGCAAGCGGAUCUGAGCCAUGCACAGAUGGAAGGCGUCCGGUUUGGAGAGCUGCCAUACCUCAAGAUGGGGGGCUCCAUAACAGCAUGUGCCUACUCGCCUGACGGAAGGAUGCUUGGAGUGAUGGUGGAUGGUGAUGGCCUUGGCAUCACUUCCGGUCACGAGGACGGCGAUGUGCAGUUGUGGGAUAUGGUCUCCGGUAGCCCAGGUCCUGUACUACAAGGCCACACCAAGACUGUUACUGGAAUCGCAUUCUCUCCGAACAGCCUAUUGAUCGCAACUUCAAGCGACGACUUCAGGGUGAUGUUAUGGGACGCAUCCACAGGCGACAUUAUUUCCACGUUUGGUCACUUGACCUAUGUAAACGACGUUGCCUUCUCUCCGAACGGUCUUACCAUUGCAUCAGGAUCUGGUGACGGAACAGUUCGACUAUGGGAGGCGAGCUCUAGUCCCUCCAGCAUUGCAAUACAAGAUCAGAUCGGUGACUCUUGUCUGGUGGCCUAUUCUCCCAAUGGCCUAUCUGUACUCUCUAUCGAUAACGUACCUGUCUCCUCUAGGUAUCGCCCUGGUGUUAUCCGACAAGGGAAUGCUACAACAGGAUUGCUCGGAUCAGUGUCGUUUGAGUUUCCGGACCCAGAGAUGAUCAACUGCGUGGCGUUUUCGGCGGACGGCAAUCAAGUCGCAACCGGGUGCGAGGAUGGUUCUGUGCGAUUGUGGGACUGCAGAACUGGCGCAGCUGGGCUAGUCUUGAAUGGGAAUUCGGGCGCAGUGAAGAUUCUUGCUUAUUCAACCUGUGGUCGCUGGAUCGCCUCUUGCGACCACGAUGAGAUUGUACGAUUGUGGGACCUUUAUGAUACGGAGCAGCAAUGCAUUCUUGCUACAGGUGGAGACAACGACAACUGCAUCAUUGAAAUGAAGUUCUCACCGACAGGACAUCAACUUGCAAUGUGCUCGGAGGAUGGGAAAGUCGGACUUUUCGAUCCACGAACAAGAGUCCUCUUGACGUCCAAGAAGCUGAGGGAGGUCCCAAUCCUGGCACUGGACUACUCGCCCAAUGGUCAGCAACUUGCUUUGGGCACUUUGUGCUCGAUUGUCUUGUGGGACCUGCAGUCGGACGAGCCUGGUCUGGAAUUGAAAGUGCAUGUCAGUUCGUUUAAGCCCAUUGCUAAUUGCGCGUAUGUCGCCUACUCGCCAUGCGGUCAGUUUCUGGCACACUCUAAGGCCCAUAUUCUGCAUCUCUGGCAUCGUCAGUUGGUCGAAGGAGACAUCGAAAGCUGGUCUUGCGCAGCCUCGCUUCGUGUGUUUUCUGAUAUAGUCGUAAGCAUGUCUUGGAAUCCAGCUAUCCCGAAGGAGUUCAUUACAGCCAGCAAUGAUAGGUCUGUCCGAGUAUGGCGAGUGUCGAGUGACGAUGGAACCAUGUCCGUGAAGAUGCUCUGGGGAACCAAUCUUAGGACGCUUUGCACCGCAGGUGUGGUUCUUGAGGGUGCGAUUGGUUUGAGCCCAUCCCACCAGGAGUUGAUAUCUCAACGCAGUGCCUUUGACGGGGUGUUGCCUUCGGACGACGAAGGAUUUGACGAUGAGUCUGAAGAUGAGUAG
Molecule: messenger RNA, 5145 nt
Organism: Linnemannia hyalina
Lineage: Eukaryota; Fungi; Mortierellomycota; Mortierellomycetes; Mortierellales; Mortierellaceae
Source: the annotation of a GenBank genome assembly